Messenger RNA from Syngnathus typhle (broad-nosed pipefish), 1911 nucleotides. It is a transcript of the gene lrrc47, whose product is annotated as leucine rich repeat containing 47. Gene Ontology annotation, molecular function: RNA binding; phenylalanine-tRNA ligase activity; protein binding. The coding region runs from base 116 to 1774 and encodes 552 amino acids. NCBI's taxonomy places the organism in Eukaryota, Metazoa, Chordata, Actinopteri, Syngnathiformes, Syngnathidae. The record is from RefSeq and is a predicted model, not a curated record. Gene Ontology annotation, biological process: phenylalanyl-tRNA aminoacylation. The transcript is spliced from 7 exons.
CUCAUUAGGUCCUUUGAAGGACGCUAAUUAGUAGUGUUUUGUUUUUUAUUCCGAAGGAUUUAAACGGGAACUACCGAUUCCCUUGUUUACAUUUAGCGGCAGUCGAAUCGCCAACAUGGAUGACACGAAAGCAUGGCCAGAAGUGGAAAAAGCGGCAGCAGAGAAGAGACGUGAACUGGUUUUACAAGGUACUUCGGCCAAUACAAAAAUUUCAUCAUACGGAGGCCUUCCGUCAGCCAUUUAUUCCCUCACGCUCCUCAAUUAUCUGGAGGUUAGCCAGUGCCCAAGUCUGACAGAGCUCCACGAGGACAUCCAGCAUCUGACAAACCUUCAGAGUCUCAUCCUGUGCAGAAAUAAUCUCGCAUGUAUCCCGAAUAUCAUCAGCAGCCUCAAGUCGCUCAAAGUUCUGGACCUGUCAGCUAACAACCUUGGUCUUUUACCGGAAGGGAUCACGCAAUUACGCGAGCUAACCACUUUGAACGUGAGCUGUAACCACUUGGAGGCUCUCCCGGAUGGACUGAGCCAAUGCCCCAAGCUUUGCAGCGUCAAUAUGUCCAAGAACCGCAUCAUCGGGUUCCCGAGGGACUUCUACUCGGAGAGGCUGGAUUUGCUAAGCACCCUGAUGGCCUCGGAUAAUGCCAUCGUGGAGCUCAGCACGGAUAUUCACAAGUUAUCAGCUCUGAAGGUGCUAGAUCUCUCCAACAACAAGCUGACCGACAUCCCGUUGAGCCUGAGUGACUGCCCCAAGCUAAAGGAGAUCAACUUCAGAGGCAACAAGCUGAAUGACAAGCGCCUUGAGAAGAUGGUGAAAGGCUGCCAGACUAAGUCCAUUCUCGACUACCUCAGAGGAAAAGUAAGGCAGGGAGAGGAGAAAGGUGACAUGGAAGGGGGGCGGGGUGUAAAUGACAGGAAGAGGAAGCAAAAGAAGAAGAAGGAGGAAGAACGAGACGAGUUGGAAGAAAUCAACAAGAUGGUGUUGAGGGUCCUCCAUGUUUCCGAUGCGCCUGAGGCACUCACGGUCAGAGUGAGUGCGGAGGUGAAGGAUGUACGCCCUUACUUGGUGUGCUGUGUGGUCAGAGGCAUGCUCCUGAAACCUGGAAAUGCUCUUAAGCGGUUCCUUGUGGCACAGACGAAACUUCAUGAGGACAUAUGUGGAAAGAGGACCAUCGCGACCAUCGCCACUCAUGAUGUACAGCUUCUCAAAGGUCCACUAGUGUAUGAUGCCAAACCUCCCACACAGCUCAAAAUCACGCCGUUAGGUCGGAAGGAAAUGACAGCCGUGGAGCUGAUGAGACAUCUUCAACUGGAGGCUGAUGAGCUGAGGAAGCAGAAGAAGCGGCAGAAUGUCACUGGUCUUCACAAAUACCUGGACCUUCUGCAAGGAAAAGCACUUUAUCCCUGUAUUGUGGAUGCAGAGGGCCACCUGAUCUCAUUUCCACCUAUCACAAAUAGUGAGAAAACCAAGAUCCAAAAGACAACCAAAGAGUUGUUUUUGGAAGUGACGAGUGCAAACAGCCUGCAGACUUGCAAAGAAGUUAUGGACACUCUGAUUGCAAAAAUGGCAGAGUUGAACAAGUUCACGGUGGAGCAUCAAGAGGAAGUGGGCUCUGAUGAAGAGGACGCCCCAUCAGGCCAGCAAACUAGCACAGACGCCUGCAGUGAUUUGACCAUCCAACAGGUCCGAACUGUCGACCAGGACGGGAACCUAAAGGUGGUCUACCCGUCUAAGACAGACCUCUCCGGAGAUAUCCCCAACUUGACAGUAAUUUGGUAGUACAGUAAGCCCGUGAUUCCACAAGGGCUGAGUUCUAAGAAUGAAACACAAAUUGGACAAAUUCAUUUUUUUUCUAGUUUAAGCCUGAAAGCACCUUCACACCUCAUUCUAAAUUCAAAUAAAGUUACUGUAAUGUG